Molecule: messenger RNA, 918 nt
Organism: Momordica charantia (bitter melon)
Lineage: Eukaryota; Viridiplantae; Streptophyta; Magnoliopsida; Cucurbitales; Cucurbitaceae
Source: RefSeq, a predicted model, not a curated record
AUGGCUUUUACCCAAUCUAAGGUUGACUACUCUUUGUUUACUAGAGGACAUGACGAUACUUUUGUGGCCUUAUUAGUUUACGUUGAUGAUAUUAUCUUAACUGGACCUUCACAUACUGUUCUUAAUUUUGUCAAGACUAUCUUGAAGUCACAUUUUCAGUUGAAAGACUUGGGUUCAGUUAAAUAUUUCUUAGGCUUGGAAAUAUUUCGUUCAUCUCGUGGUAUUUCUUUAUCUCAGCGCAAGUAUUGUCUUCAAAUUUUGGAAGACACUAGUUUUCUUGGUGCUAGACCUGCUGUGUUUCCCAUGGAUCCGAAUCUUCGGUUAUCUAAAUAUGAUGGUGAACCAUUAUCUGAUAAGGAUGCUAAUGCUUAUCGGCGUUUACUUGACCAUAUCUUAAGUCCUGGUCAAGGCGUUUUGUUACACAAGACUUCUUCUUUUGGGCUUCAAGCUUUUGUUGAUGCUGAUUGGGGUUCAUGUGUUGGUACACGUCGAUCUGUUACUGGUUUUUGUGUUUUCUUUGAUGACUCAUUGAUCUCAUGGAAGUCUAAGAAACAGGCCACUGUCUCUCGUUCUUCUACAGAGGCUGAAUAUCGAGCUUUGGUUGCUGUCACCAGUGAACUUAUAUGGAUUCAGCAGUUACUUCAUGAUUUUUCUGUGCCACUUUCUUCACCUGCUUUUGUUUAUUGUGAUAAUCAUGCUGCUGUUUCCAUUGCUUCUAACCCCACUUUUCACGAACCCAAACAUAUUGAGAUUGACUACCAUUUUGUUCGUGAUAAAGUUUCUGAUGGUUUUUUGAAGCUUCUAUUGAUUCGUUCGAGCUCUCAAUUAGCUGACAUGUUUACAAAAGUUCUUCCUUCUUCCACCUUGAAGUUUCUUAUGCCCAAGAUGGGUGUUAUUGAUCUUUACACUCUAUCUUGA